ACUAACCAUGAGUAAAACCAUUCUUCUGGCUCUACUCUUCAUCCUCGUUUCUCUUGUUCCAUAUCUAAUUGCCCAACAUGAAUACUACCCCGUCCUGGAUUGCAACGAACUAAACCAAUCAAAACCUUCCCCGCCAUCUCUUUACGCCUGCAGAGGCCAAAUUCGUUCCUGCAAGUCAUUUCUGAUUUUCAAAUCUCGGCCACCUUAUAACUCUGUCACAACCAUCUCGACUCUCAUUUCCACUAGCUCAUCUGAGCUAGCCCACAUCAAUAAUGUCACAGAACUCUCCGGUUUUCCAACAGACAUGGAAGUUAUAGUCCCGGUUAACUGCUCAUGCUCAGGCGAGAAUUAUUAUCAAACAAACGCCACUUAUUUCGUAGCAAACUACGACACAUACUUCACUAUAGCAAGUUACACUUACCAAGGCUUGACAACCUGCAAGUCCAUCAAACAAACCAAUACUUUCGGUGAUUAUAACCUGCGAAUCGGUCAAAGGCUAAAUGUGCCACUUCGAUGUGCUUGUCCGACAAGAAAAGAGAACUCAACCGGAACGAAAUAUCUGCUUACUUAUUCACUGAAAUUGAAUGAGAAAGCUGAUUUGAUUGCCAAGAGAUUUAAUGUGAGCGAAAAGAGCUUACUCGAUGCAAACGGGUUUUCCGAAAAGGAUCCUAAUCUUUACCCAUUCACCACGAUUUUAAUUCCUUUAACCAACGAUCCCUUAAGUUCACAAACUGCAACCAAGAGGAAUAACAAGAAAAAAUCAAAGGUAAUGCAACUUUACUUGGCUAUAGGCUUGGGAGUAGGUUUUCUUCUGCUGCUGCUGGCAGUUUUAUUGAUAACAGUCCAAAUCAAGAAGAGAAGACGAUCCGAAAGAGAGGAAUUGCCUAUACAAAAGGACCUGAUUGCAGAAAUCGCUAGUUUUCAUCAAGUUCUUCGAGUGUUCAAGUUCCAAGAACUAAAGAAUGCAACUAAGAACUUCAAUUCGAAGAACAAGAUCAAAGGGUCUGUCUACAAAGGGCUGUUUGGGAAAGAAAUUCUAGCAGUCAAGAAAGUGGGAGUUGACAUAUCCAAGGAAGUUAAAAUAUUGAGCAAGAUAAACCACUUCAACACCGUAAAGCUUCAAGGUAUCUGCAGCCAUUGCGGUUGUUGCUUCCUUGUUUACGAGUACAUGAAAAACGGCUCUCUUCGAGAAUGGCUAAAUAAUAAGAAUCCGAAACAGCCUGAGAAUGGGUGGAGAAGGAGGAUUCAAAUUGCCCUUGAUGUUGCCAAUGGCCUUCACUAUCUCCAUAGCUUUACAAAUCCAGUUUAUGUACACAAGGAUAUAAAAAGCAGCAAUAUACUUCUAGACCGAAAUAUGAGGGCAAAAAUUGGGAAUUUCAGUCUUGCCAAAACAGCAAAAAUAGAUUCAAGCUAUAAUGCAUUCACGUCUAUUGUGGUAGGUACACGAGGUUACAUGGCACCCGAAUACAUUGAAAUGGGGAUCGUGACUUACAAUAUCGACGUGUAUGCUUUUGGUGUGGUUUUGUUAGAGCUGAUCACAGGGAAAGAUGCUGUUUAUUUUUGUGAAGGACAAAAGGUUGUACUUUCAGCAGAAAUGGCUUCGGUUAUGGAAAAUCAAGACGCGGGAAUCAAGAUUCUGCAGUUACUUGAUCCUGAUCUUGAGGAAAAUGAAGGACUUGUUUUUGCAAUGCUUCUGGUGAGAUUAAGCUUAGCCUGCUUGAACCGAGAACCAGCCAGGCGACCAACCAUGGCAGAGAUAGUGUCAUCUCUUCUGAAAUUACAACAUAAAUUACACAAAUUGGAGAAUCAAUAAACAACAGAGAAGAUG
Molecule: messenger RNA, 1828 nt
Organism: Impatiens glandulifera
Lineage: Eukaryota; Viridiplantae; Streptophyta; Magnoliopsida; Ericales; Balsaminaceae
Product: lysM domain receptor-like kinase 4
Exons: 1
Coding region: 8-1813 (601 amino acids)
Biological process (GO): protein phosphorylation
Molecular function (GO): ATP binding; protein kinase activity
Source: RefSeq, a predicted model, not a curated record